AUGUCCCCAACCACCGAAUCCCAAUCCCAUCCACCACUCCCCCUCGACCCAACCUCCGAAUACCGCGCCUGGCAAACCCUCCAGAUCUACUUCACAAUCCUACUAAACCGCCAACUCAACCGCCGCUUUCAACUUGAACAAAAAGCCAUGCAAAACCUCCCCGUCACCCACCGUUUCCGGCCCCUACUCCUCCUCGAACGCAUCCCAACCCUCAACCCCCCACCCUUCACCACUGCCACUACCACCAACACCAAACACUCCCAAUCCAGCAUACCCCGCAUCCUAAACAGCCUAAAAGCAAAAGUCCACCUGCUCCGCGCGCGCGUCGAAAAAGGCAAAGAACUCGCCUGCGAAAUCGAGCGGCGCAUGCAGAACCCGUAUAUCUCCUUCCCGACGCAUUUCUGUCAUACGUGCGUUGUGGACGGGGAGUAUGGGGGUGUGGAGGUGUUGUUGACGAAAUGUGGGCAUCGGGCCGGCGCAGUUUUUGGUUAG
This is a messenger RNA of Penicillium cataractarum, 492 nucleotides long. RefSeq lists its product as uncharacterized. The transcript has 2 exons. NCBI's taxonomy places the organism in Eukaryota, Fungi, Ascomycota, Eurotiomycetes, Eurotiales, Aspergillaceae. The record is from RefSeq and is a predicted model, not a curated record. Bases 1 to 492 code for a protein of 163 amino acids.